Molecule: messenger RNA, 1752 nt
Organism: Gastrolobium bilobum
Lineage: Eukaryota; Viridiplantae; Streptophyta; Magnoliopsida; Fabales; Fabaceae
Product: microtubule-associated protein 70-5-like
Exons: 10
Coding region: 1-1752 (583 amino acids)
Biological process (GO): cytoskeleton organization
Molecular function (GO): microtubule binding
Source: RefSeq, a predicted model, not a curated record
AUGGUGAGCUGUGAAGAGCAAUAUGGUGAAGAGCUUCCACUCGUCCAACCAGCUCCAGUGGUGUUGGAGAUUAAUCGCUUCCAAAACCAACUCAAAGAAAAGGUUAAGGAACUAGCGACUUGUCAGGGUGAAAUCAAAGCCUUAAGGGCAACUGAAGCUCUGAAGGAUAAGGCCAUAGAAGAGCUGAGAAAUGGAGUCAGUAAACUGGACGAGAAACUUAGAGUUACUGAGGAUCAUCUCAAACAAAAGAAUCUAGAAAUCAAGAAACUGACAGAUGAAAAGAAAGAUGCGUUGGCCGCACAAUAUGCUGCAGAAGCAACACUUAGAAGGGUACAUGCAAAUCAAAAGGAUGAAGAUUUGGUUCCAAUUGAGAGUGUCAUUGCUCCUCUUGAAGCCGAGAUUAAAAUGUAUAGGAAUGAGAUUACAACACUUCAAGAAGAUAAGAAAGCUUUGGAACGAAUCACAAAGUCAAAAGAGUCAGCAUUGCUAGAAGCAGAGAAGAUAUUGAGAAGUGCACUAGAGAGGGCUCUAAUAGUUGAGGAAGUUCAAAAUCAGAACUUUGAUUUGAAGAGACAGAUUGAGAUCUGCCAGGAGGAGAACAAAAUCUUAGAGAAAACCCACCGCCAAAAGAUUUUGGAAGUUGAAAAGCUUAGCCAAACCAUUCAAGAACUUGAGGAAGUGAUCUUAGCUAGCGGAGCCACUGCUAAUGCUGUUCGUGAUUAUCAGCGACAGAUUUCUGAAUUGCAAGAGGAGAAGAGGACAUUGGAGAGGGAGCUAGCAAGGGUAAAGGUUUCAGCCAACAGAAUUGCAAAUGUUGUGGCUAAUGAGUGGAAGGACGAAAAUGAUAAGGUCAUUCCUAUCAAGCAAUGGCUGGAAGAGAGAAGGAUUAUGCAGGCAGAGAUGCAACGGUUAAAAGACAAGCUAGCUAUAUCAGAGAGAACAGCUAGAGCAGAGUCACAAUUAAAGGAUAAACUGAAGCUGAGGCUAAAAACACUAGACGAAGGCUUAAAGCAUAUCUCAAGCAACCCAACUAUUUCGAAUGUGUUUUCUGGGUCUCCAAAAUCAGAAAAGUCUAACAUCUUAGGUUUCCUAACAACCAGUGGUGGACUGAAAAAGAGAUCCACAUCACAACCAAGAGCAUCUACUGUUGGAAGCUCUUUGUUCCAGCAGCCAAAUAUAAAAAACAGCAGAGACAUUGUUGCUGGGAAUUUAAAAACGGGAAGCCCUACUAAAAAGAAAUAUAGUUCAGCAGAAAAUGUGUUGAAGAAAGGGAUGUGGGCGUCAAGAAGUAAAGUUGCUGAUAGCGGUGAAAAGGAAAAUGAGAUACAGGUGAACACAGCCAUGAAUGUAACCCGGUGCAAUGGUGAAAGAGAAGCCACAGAAAUCAAAACCACUGAUAAUGUGAAUGGAGACUCCGAAAGCAAGAAACCAAAUGAUUCAGGCGGUGACGAUGUGGUCUCAGGUUUUCUAUAUGAUAGGCUGCAAAAGGAGGUCAUCAAUUUGAGGAAGUCUUGUGAAAUUAAAGACAGUAGUUUGCAUGCUAAAGAUGAAGAAAUUAAGAUGCUCAUAAAGAAAGUUGAUGCACUGACAAAGGCCAUGGAAGUAGAGUGGAAGAAAAUGAAAAGAGAAGCAGCUGCUAGAGAGAAAGAGGCUUCAUCAACCAACUCAGAUGAUAAACAGAAAAACAGAAGCACAAACUCCUCUAAAAGGUCUUGUAACUUCUCUUUUUGCAGUGUGGCUGGUACCUGUUAA